CCUUCCGCCCAAACCUGCCUCAGGUUGCUCAGCCGGCUGCCGCCCGGCGGGCCGCGCUGUGCGCACAGACUGAGCCUGAGCCUGAGCCUGAGCCUGAGCCUGCGGCCGCGCCGGGGACUCGGGCAGCGCGCGAGCAGCAGCCCCCUGAGCGACCCACAGCCACUCUGCGGAGAUGCCCCGAGCCCCCCGCACCACGUCCUGGCCCCAGGCACAGAGGAGGCCCUGUGGACCACGCGGGCCGACGGCCGGGUGCGCCUGCGCGUGGACGCCAGCUGCCCGCAGACACCCUGCACCGUACACCAGAUGUUCCGCGAGGCCUUGGCCAAGUAUGGCCACCUCAGCGCCCUGGGCUUCAAGCGCGGGGGCCAGUGGGAGAACAUCACCUACACCCAGUACUACCUGAUGGCCCGCAAGGCCGCCAAGGGCUUCCUCAAGCUGGGUCUGGAGCCGGCCCACAGUGUGGCCAUCCUGGCCUUCAACUCCCCGGAAUGGUUCUUCUCGGCGGUGGGCGCCGUGUUCGCGGGCCGGCCUGUCCUCGUCCCCAGGGGCAUCGUCACAGGCAUCUACACCACCAGCUCACCCGAGGCCUGCCGGUACAUCGCGCACGACAGCCGUGCCAACGUGUUUGUGGUGGACGACCAACAGCAGCUGGACAAGAUCCUCCAAAUCUGGGGGACCCUGCCUCACCUGAAGGCGGUCGUCACCUGCUGCGAGGCCCCGAAGAUGGACAACGUGUACUCGAUGAAGGAGUUUCUGGAGCUGGGGGAGCAGGUGCCUGAGGAGCAGCUGGACCCCGUCCUGGAGGCCCAGCAGCCCAACCAGUGCUGCGUCCUGGUCUACACGUCGGGCACCACGGGGCCCCCCAAGGGCGUCAUGCUGAGUCAGGACAAUGUGACGUGGACGGCUCGCUUCAGCAGCCAGGCGGGGGGCAUCCAGCCGGCGGACAGGCAGCAGGAAGUGGUGGUCAGUUACCUGCCGCUCAGCCACAUCGCAGCACAGAUCUACGACCUGUGGACGGGCAUCCAGUGGGGGGCGUGGGUCUGCUUCGCCCAGCCCGACGCCCUAAAGGGGAGCCUGGUGGACACGAUGCGGGAGGUGGAGCCCACAUCCCACAUGGGGGUCCCGCGGGUGUGGGAGAAGAUCAUGGAGCGCAUCCAGGAGGUGGUGGCGCGGUCCGGCUUCCUCCGGCGCCAGCUGCUGCUGUGGGCCAUGUCGGUGACGCUGCAGCAAAACCUCGCCUGCCUCAGAAGCGCCCUCUCCCGCAGCGACCUGAAGCCCUUCACGGCCCGGCUGGCGGAGCACCUGGUGCUGGCCAAGGUGCGCCGGGCGCUGGGGCUCUCCAGGUGCCAGAAGAGCUUCUACGGCGCGGCCCCCAUGGCGGCCGACACGCAGCGCUUCUUCCUGGGCCUCAAUAUCCCGCUAUACGCCGGCUACGGGCUCAGCGAGACCUCAGGCCCCCACUUCAUGUCCUGCCCUGACAUCUACCGGCUCUACAGCUCCGGCAGGGUGGUGCCAGGCUGCCACGUGAAGCUGGUGGAGCAGGACGCAGAGGGCACAGGCGAGAUCUGCCUGUGGGGCCGUAACAUCUUCAUGGGUUACCUCAACAUGGAGGGGCCCACGCGCGAGGCCCUGGACGCUGACGGCUGGCUGCACACGGGGGAUGCCGGCCGCCUGGACGCCGACGGCUUCCUCUACAUCACCGGGCGGCUCAAAGAGCUGCUCAUCACGGCGGGCGGGGAGAACGUGGCACCGGUGCCCAUCGAGGAGGCCGUGAAGGCGGAGCUGCCCGUCGUCAGUAACGCCAUGCUUGUGGGGGACCGGAGGAAGUUCCUGUCCCUGCUGCUCACUCUCAAGUGCACAGUGGACCCCGACACGUUGGAGCCCACGGACCAGCUGACAGAGCAGGCUGUGGAGUUCUGCCGGCGUAUGGGCAGCCAGGCCACCAGGGUGUCGCAGGUGGUGGGGCUGCAGGACCAGGCUGUGCACCGGGCCGUCGAGGAGGGCAUCCGGCGUGUCAACCUCAAGGCUGCAGCCAGGCCCCACCACAUCCAGAAGUGGGCCAUCCUCCCCAGGGACUUCUCCAUCGCAGGGGGCGAGUUGGGCCCCACCAUGAAGCUGAAGCGGCUGGUGGUCCUGGACAAGUACAGAGAGGUCAUCGACGCCUUCUACCAGGAGCAGAGCAAGUGACCUGCAGGCCACCGUGGGGACCCAGGGCUCUGCACUGUCACCUGCUGGCCAUGCAGCUCAUUCCCGUAUUGCUUUCUGCUCAGGUCACCCAGCCAGGGGCCGGUGCCCGUAGGGAUUGGGGGGGGGGGAGGCUACCGGCACGCCUGUGGUCAGAGCAGGGAGCCCAUGCCGUGAGCCCCAUGGGCACACGCCAACUGACUCACGCUAACCAAGCUGGCUGCCUCCUCAGCUGUGUUUAACCCGUAACUGAGAAUUAAACCUCAUGAUAAGUGUC
Erinaceus europaeus (western European hedgehog) is the source of this 2461-nucleotide messenger RNA. It is a transcript of the gene ACSBG1, whose product is annotated as acyl-CoA synthetase bubblegum family member 1. The coding region runs from base 304 to 2187 and encodes 627 amino acids. NCBI's taxonomy places the organism in Eukaryota, Metazoa, Chordata, Mammalia, Eulipotyphla, Erinaceidae. Gene Ontology annotation, cellular component: membrane; endoplasmic reticulum. The transcript is spliced from 14 exons. The record is from RefSeq and is a predicted model, not a curated record. Gene Ontology annotation, molecular function: long-chain fatty acid-CoA ligase activity.